Linum trigynum is the source of this 2938-nucleotide messenger RNA. The record is from the annotation of a GenBank genome assembly. NCBI's taxonomy places the organism in Eukaryota, Viridiplantae, Streptophyta, Magnoliopsida, Malpighiales, Linaceae.
ACUCACCGAAAAGUAGGGGUGUUCAAACGGAGUGAUUACAUGAUAAUUAAUUUGAUUUACUUCAAUUUUUUAGUUUGUUUCAUUUAUAUGAUUUGGUUUGAUUUCAUAUACUUCUAAUGGUCAUAUCAUUUGGAGCAUACCAGUCGUCUCCUAUAAUAUAUAUAUACACAUAGAUACUGAAUAUUAUAUAUAAAUGACAUAUUGAUACAUUAAAUAAAAUUAUGAUGUUAUAUUAUAUUAAUUAAUUCGGUUAACUAGCAAUUUAAUAUUAAUUUGAUAUAUAUUUUGGUGAGUUUACUUAUGAAAUUAAAUAUGAAUUAGAUAUAUAGUUUGGCGAGUUUAGUUAUGAAGUUGAUAAAAUUUAGAUAAAAUUUAUUUUAAGUAAUUUGGUUAACUAACAAUUAAAUAUUAAUUUGAUAUAUAAUUUGGUGGGUUUAGUUAUGAUAUUGUAUUUUAUAGUUAAUAAAAUUUAGACUUAUUUGAUAGUUACCAAUUAGCCAAACUAAUUAAAUAUUAAUUUAGUUAUAAUGAUUGUUAUAUUAAUUUAAACUAGUAUUGUGACCGGCCCGUUGGUCGGUGGGUAGUCUACAGGUGGAUUCAAUAAGUGCUUUCUUUUCUAUUAACAAUUAGUAGGAAGUAGGUAUGUAGUGGAUUUUGAUUGCAAUGGAGGGUAAUUUCAUAAGAGGAGUCUUAUGUCUCGUUGAGAAUAUUGAUUGUGGAGGUCAAAUAGUGCCUCUUUCAUCCCUUCCGUUUCUUGUUCGUCUUUCCUUCCAUUUUUGUAAUGUUAAUGGAGUGGCACCUGCCCUUCUUCAUAUCAUUGGGAUGAAGUCCAAGAUUAGAAGUUGUUUGGAUGCCCAUGCCCAUUAAAAGUAUGAAUCUUACUAUAAAUGUUGGUCUUUACACAUAAUAUAUGAGGCAUGUUAAUCAUUAUGCUAAUCCAAUCGGUGAACAAAUAAUAUUGAAAAUUCCUAUAAUAGCUUAGAACCAAGGUGAACAUUAAUUUUAUUACAUAAAUACAAUAGUUACAGAUAAUUUUUUGUUUUUAGAAAUAACACUUUUGUUUAAUUAUUGUGAAAUCAAGUUACGUAUGCCGUACUUAAUGAACAACCUCUCACUUGAGGAAUAUUUACAUCUUUUUAGGUAAACAGUUAAGUGAUUGUGGAAGCCCUACAUGUAGGGGUGAUAGUCGGUUAACCGCAACCGAUUACAUGCCCAAACUCCCAACCGAAGCCGACGCCGAUACACAUGGUCGGUUAUCCGACACCGAAACCGCAAUCGUCGGUGCGGUUAGUCCUCAAACCGUGAAACCGCAAAAGUUAAUAGAAUUGUCAAUUUUGGGGGAUUGGGGACCUAUUAUUAUUCCUCUCCCGUCUUCAUCAAAUCCUUCUCUCUCACCCUUUUUCAAUCUCCGAUCUGCCUUCCCCAAAUCCCUCUCUCUCUCUCUCUCUCUCUCUCCCUCCUCCUCUCUCUCUGACCAUCUAAAGCCCCUCAAUCUACGAUCUGGAAGGCAGGAAGACAACUGACGGCGACCUAGGAAGGGGAAGAAGGGCAUGGCAGAGGCGAAUCUAGAGUCGGUGGCAGAGGACGAAGAGAAAGAGCCGCCGAAGGUUGGAGGUUUCGAAUCUUUCCAGUUCUCGUCCACCGCCAAGGCUGAAGAAGGCAGGGACGACGGCGGCCUGCACUCAAUCUUCACGGGAAUCGACCCUCAUUUCCUUCAUUUGAUGGGUCUCGACUGUCGCCACCUUCUAAUCGGCGGAGGCGACAACUUCGGCGGAGAAUGAGAGUGUAGUGGUGCAUGUCUGGUUGGGGCGCCGAGGUUGCGAUUGGGGAGAUUGGGACGACGAUGUCGAGAUUGAAGGACGAGGUGGGGAGGCCAGAUCUGGUAGAGGUCGAGAAGCUUCUGGAUGGGGCGGAGCAGAGGGUGUCUUUAGCCUUCUAUUUCAUUCGACAGUUACUUAUCGGUGCACCGAGUUUUCUCGGUUAGCCACCGUCGGUUUCCGGUUAUGGAUAUUGCCUGAAAAUGACAAUCGACGCCGACACCGAACACAAAUAAUCGGUUUCAGUUAAACCGAAUAACCGUGGAUUUCAGUUCGGUUUUCGGUUUUACCGAAUAACCGGCGACCGAUUAACACCCCUACCUACAUGGCACCUCUGAUUUAAUUAUUUCAUAAGAAAUAAUUGUCAUUACAUAAUUUGGUAUGUAAUGCAUUUAUAUCUUGUGUAAGAGUUGUAGAAUGAGGUUUAUGUAACUCUUAGGUAACUGAUUAUAUUUUUUCUCCAAGGCAAGCCCAAAGGGCAUGGGGCAAAGACUCGACACAAUUACAAUAUAGACUCAAACCCAUUGCGUUAGUCCGUUUGCAACCAGACUACGAUGAAAGAGCCUGUAAAGCCACUACUUAGGCAGCUCUGCAGAAGCUCCGAGGAGCAAAGACACGACACUGACGGGAAAAAUUAAAAACCAAAACCCAACAUCACCAAGAUAGUCCCGCCAACUUGUGUAGUUUCCUUCGACGGAGUAUACUAGAUGACCAGUAUCGAGUUGCCAUAAAAAGUCACAACAAAGAGGGGGGGGGGGGGGGGAACAUUAGCAAUCUUCAACAAAAUAUGCUUAAUUACUCUCAUAAUUUUGUAAAGGGUAAUAUAAUCAAACUAUCACCUGAUAGACCGACGAAACUUGUUUUACUUCCUUCAAUUACUGUCAUAUAAUAUGAGCACCUGUUAAUUUUCAUUCACAUUUUCUUGAUUUAUCCUCAUAACACCAUUGGAAUGGAUUAUUACUAUCCUGCAAAACGACCAACCAAAAAGAUACCACUAUGGUGGUAGAAAUCUCUAUUCUAAGAUAUUAGAGUUUGCCUUCGAGGUAUGGUCGGUAGCACCGAAUGUACAACACCAAUGGUGUGAAUCAUCUCCAAAAAGAGAAUACAACUAUAAAAUUAAA